Messenger RNA from Westerdykella ornata, 640 nucleotides. RefSeq lists its product as uncharacterized. NCBI's taxonomy places the organism in Eukaryota, Fungi, Ascomycota, Dothideomycetes, Pleosporales, Sporormiaceae. The record is from RefSeq and is a predicted model, not a curated record. The coding region runs from base 178 to 438 and encodes 86 amino acids. The transcript is spliced from 4 exons.
CCAGGCUGGCGUUGUUGUAACGCUUGAAAUUUCGCCUCCUCUUGAUUGAACUCGUCUGGAUAACAUCUUCGUGGCCUACUUCUCUUCUUCAUAGCAGUCCUGCAAUUCAACAAGGACCACGCCGUAGCCGCAGCUGCAUCCCUACGCCCGACUUCUACCAAGUCUAGCCUUAUCGAUAUGCCCACACCACUUGACCGCGCCACCAACCAGCGGGCGCCCUUCUUCGCUUUUGCAGCAAUAAUCACCGGCGUCGCUGCCUGGACUAUAUGGGGUCAGGACCUCUUCCCAAGUUCGGAUCCUACUGGUGACCCUGAGACAUGGACCCACGAAGAAUGUACCCGUUGGCUAAAGAAACGAAACCUCCAUCCCUCACCCCUAGCGACAACAGCGGAGCUCGUGGAGCGAAUCAAGGCGAAUAUGCGGAGUCCGAGAUCGUAACAUCUCAGGGCCAGUUUGUAAUUGCGGUGUCAGUGAGAAGAUGGCGCUGGAAUGACUGCUUAAGAAAUCAACUGUGGAGUGUACGAGAUUGGUAUCCCCUUCAAAUAGAUUCUCUUUUAUCUAUUGUUUGACUUCACAUAUUCUUAGGUGUGCACUGUGCGUAUCGUUUCAAACGCGAACUUGCGUUUGAUUCGAAGUGGAG